Molecule: messenger RNA, 3438 nt
Organism: Oncorhynchus keta (chum salmon)
Lineage: Eukaryota; Metazoa; Chordata; Actinopteri; Salmoniformes; Salmonidae
Product: SH2 domain-containing protein 4A-like
Exons: 6
Coding region: 369-1163 (264 amino acids)
Cellular component (GO): cytoplasm
Source: RefSeq, a predicted model, not a curated record
AUCCAGUAUAAAGGCUGUACAGACUACUACCGCUCUCAUACAGACUCAGACACACACACACACGUCACCCAGAUUCAGUCAGUCACAGUGUAACACACACGGACCGAGGUCGCUAAUGCUACAGGCUGAGCAGUCACAAAUACCAGCAAGGAAUCAUUGACCAUCCACCCUCCCAGCAGAAGUCAUAAAACAUAACGGAGGGAACGUCUAAGAAGUUGAAAGAGAACUCUUCAGCCUUUUGGAAUUGAGACUGUACCAGAUCCACCAGACGUUGGGAUUUAAAGUCCUCUGUUGAACCAGGCCGGCACCAUCAUUUUAGACAGUCCCAACAGCACCAGAGGAAGGGAGUUCAUCUAGGAUCAGACAGUAUGCUGGCUCAGAUCCUACAGGAGAUGUGGGUGGACCCAGAGGUUCUGGAGGCCCUGAGUGAAGACCAGAGGAGAAUCUUGUUUCUGAAGAUGAGAGAAGAGCAGGUCAGACGCUGGAUUGAGAGGGAGGAGAAGGACGAGAGAGGGAGGAGAACCAGGGAACAACAUAGGUCUAAAGAAGGUCACAGUAAGAGCGUGCGCUGGCUGUUGGGUCGUGAUGGGGAUGUGAGUGUGAGCGUGAUCGGAGAGGUGGAUGAAUUUAUAUCCUCCAAACUCCCCCAGAUCCUUAGUACCAACACCAGACUACAGAGUACAGAAAUGAACAACCUAGUGGUUGAUCUCCAUACUGUGUCACUACUGAAAGACAGAGAGAACCACCAAACCAGCUCACAAUCAGCCACACUGAUGCAACUCAGCGUAGACUCAGACGGCUCUAAGGACUCUGAGGAGGACCACGACUCAGGCAGUGCUGAGGAAGACCCAAAGGACCCCGUGGAGGACAGCAGCGACAAUGAGUCAGGCAACAGCACAGACGACCUAAAGGACUGGGGCCUCUGCCACAGACCCCACCACAGCAACAUCAGCCUGUCUCUACAACCCCAGCUGUCAGUCACAGAGAUGGCCCGCCCACACGGCAGAGGAGUGGUGGUCAGUCAUGAGGAGGAGAGCCCAGCUUUUGGUGGUCGGGUGGCCCAGCUCAGGAGAACGUUUGCCACAUCCUCUCCUAUCGCCAAGCCUCCUGUGCCCACCAAACCUUCGCACCUGCAGCUGGUGCCCAGGUCCUCUCUGAGGUAACACUGGCGUCACCCACGGUCAACCAAUCACACAGAAGAGGUACUGCCCACCUGAAGUUCUCAUUUGAAUACCAGGUAAAAGUGACCUACGGACAGACACUCACCUGAGGAACGGUGCAGAGAAAUAAGAGCUCCAAACUUAGCCAAGUUAAAGGUGGACAUGCACAGCUGAGUGGGAGGAAUGCUUGACACUGGUACUCUGGUGAAGUGCCCCCCUCGUUGAAGGUUUGUGGAGACUGCAUGGUAGUUAUACAGUUCCACCUCUCCUUGAACCUAAAUACACAAGAGGUUUGGACAUGAUUAAUACAAGAGCUAUUUCUACAUAGUUACAUGGAAGUUUGUAUCUGAUUUGUACAUGGGGUGGAGGAAAAGAUUUAGCUUUACGUUUCUAAUCAGGAAUUAUGCAUAAUUAUUUUUACUUUGCUGUCUCUCGUAUGUUUGGGUCAUAGGUCAAACCAUCCUGGUAUGUUUGGGCCAUAGGUCAAACCAUCCUGGUAUGUUUGGGAUAUAGGUCAAACCAUCCCGGUAUGUUUGGGCCAUAGGUCAAACCAUCCUGGUAUGUUUGGGAUAUAGGUCAAACCAUCCUGGUAUGUUUGGGAUAUAGGUCAAACCAUCCUGGUAUGUUUGGGAUAUAGGUCAAACCAUCCUGGUAUGUUUGGGAUAUAGGUCAAACCAUCCUGGUAUGUUUGGGAUAUAGGUCAAACCAUCCCGGUAUGUUUGGGCCAUAGGUCAAACCAUCCUGGUAUGUUUGGGAUAUAGGUCAAACCAUCCUGUUAUGUUUGGGAUAUAGGUCAAACCAUCCUAGUAUGUUUGGGAUAUAGGUCAAACCAUCCUGGUAUGUUUGGGAUAUAGGUCAAACCAUCCUGGUAUGUUUGGGUCAUAGGUCAAACCAUCCUGGUAUGUUUGGGUCAUAGGUCAAACCAUCCCGGUAUGUUUGGGAUAUAGGUCAAACCAUCCUGUUAUGUUUGGGAUAUAGGUCAAACCAUCCUAGUAUGUUUGGGAUAUAGGUCAAACCAUCCUGGUAUGUUUGGGAUAUAGGUCAAACCAUCCUGGUAUGUUUGGGUCAUAGGUCAAACCAUCCUGGUAUGUUUGGGUCAUAGGUCAAACCAUCCCGGUAUGUUUGGGAUAUAGGUCAAACCAUCCCGGUAUGUUUGGGAUAUAGGUCAAACCAUCCCGGUAUGUUUGGGAUAUAGGUCAAACCAUCCUGGUAUGUUUGGGAUAUAGGUCAAACCAUCCCGGUAUGUUUGGGAUAUAGGUCAAACCAUCCUGGUAUGUUUGGGAUAUAGGUCAAACCAUCCUGGUAUGUUUGGGCCAUAGGUCAAACCAUCCUGGUAUGUUUGGGUCAUAGGUCAAACCAUCCUGGUAUGUUUGGGUCAUAGGUCAAACCAUCCUGGUAUGUUUGGGAUAUAGGUCAAACCAUCCUGGUAUGUUUGGGAUAUAGGUCAAACCAUCCUGGUAUGUUUGGGAUAUAGGUCAAACCAUCCUGGUAUGUUUGGGAUAUAGGUCAAACCAUCCUGGUAUGUUUGGGAUAUAGGUCAAACCAUCCUGGUAUGUUUGGGAUAUAGGUCAAACCAUCCUGGUAUGUUUGGGAUAUAGGUCAAACCAUCCUGGUAUGUUUGGGCCAUAGGUCAAACCAUCCUGGUAUGUUUGGGUCAUAGGUCAAACCAUCCUGGUAUGUUUGGGUCAUAGGUCAAACCAUCCUGGUAUGUUUGGGAUAUAGGUCAAACCAUCCUGGUAUGUUUGGGAUAUAGGUCAAACCAUCCUGGUAUGUUUGGGAUAUAGGUCAAACCAUCCUGGUAUGUUUGGGUCAUAGGUCAAACCAUCCUGGUAUGUUUGGGAUAUAGGUCAAACCAUCCUGGUAUGUUUGGGAUAUAGGUCAAACCAUCCUGGUAUGUUUGGGAUAUAGGUCAAACCAUCCUGGUAUGUUUGGGAUAUAGGUCAAACCAUCCUGGUAUGUUUGGGAUAUAGGUCAAACCAUCCUGGUAUGUUUGGGAUAUAGGUCAAACCAUCCUGGUAUGUUUGGGCAAUAGGUCAAACCAUCCUGUCAUGUUUUUAGCUACCAGAUCUUUUGCUUUCUUAAUUGUGUUCAUUAUCUAACAGUCUAACCUCGUAGGCUUUCUAGUCAUAUCAUGUUUUGUAUAUCUGCACUGUAACUACAUUUGUUUGAGGAGGCUAUUUCUAUUUUGCGUAUGAAAUAUGCUUGUGCAAAACACAUACCUGUAUUUCUUUGACCUGUUGGUCUCUAAUUCAGCUAAAUAAAAAUCUGAAGAAAUGUG